CAAAAAGUCAAAACACUUCUUCGAUCUGCUGUUACCAAUGAUGGAGGAAUCCCUGCAAGGAAAUCUGUCGUGAACGUCGCGGGCUCUGUUCUUGCAGGGUCCCGCAAUCUGAACUUAUUGUAGGUGUUUUAUCGAAGUGAAAGAAUGAUCCCUCCACCACCUCCAGGUCCCCCGCCUGAUUUGUCGAGUGGUGGACCUCCACCACCUCCGCCACUUCCCGCAGAUGCAGGAACGAGUUCUGGACCUCCAGCACCCCCACCAGCAGCUGCUCUUGAGGCUCCCAGUGCUCCUACAGCUUCUGAACCAGACGUGCUGGCUCCAGCCUCUGAUGUGCGAUCGUGGGAAAGGCCAUGGAAGCCGGAGGAGAUGAGAGGCAAUGUUGGAAAUUGGACGCUGGCAGCAGAUUCUGGUCUACUGCUGUAUUUAAAAGAUUUCUCCAAACGUAUGACCGAGCGUAUUGCAGACAUGACGACGCAAGUGGAUGGCCUGGUGACGGAAUCGAAACGUACAGAGACUAGGCUACAUAACUGUUUCAACGAUUUCCUCAUGUUAUCCAGUGUUCAGUUUGUGGAGAAUCGUGUGUACGACUUCGAGGAAACCAAGGAGGGUGAUACAGUUUCUGGUACGGCUGAGGAGAAGCCAGAAGAGGCUCCUGCUGACAAAAGUGGCGAGAGUCAACCCGAGGAGGAGAAGACCAGAGAGCAGAGAGAGGCUGAACUGAUACCUCGCAUCACAGCCGCACUGAAGCUCGGUAUCGAUGUCAUGCAGAAUUCUUUUGACAAGAUCGAGCCAGCGCAGGAGAGUAGCAAGCAGAAAGAUACUAGCGGUAACGGUGGUGAGGGGGAUGAUGACGAUGAUGACGACGAUGAAGAGGAGGAGAAAGCCGAGAUGGAGAACAUGGAGGCAAUCUUCGAGCCAAAAGAUCCGUAUGCUUUGCGCCCUCUGCCGUACGUAAUUGGUUCAGUCCAGUUCUUGCAGAGUGACGACGUUGGAUUGUUACUCGCUGAGUCGGAUGAAUCCGAAGACGAAGAUGAGGAGGAGGAGGAAGAUGAUAGUGAGGCAGAGAAGGAGAAGCCAACGGCGAUUGUGUCGGACGACGGGUUUUCGGACGAUCUGGACAAAGACUCGGACGACGAUGAUUCGGAGAGUGACGAGGAUGGGGAGUCGAAACCUCGUCGAAGCCGUGCCGCAAAGCCAUUCGCUAGUGAUGACUCAGACGACGAUGAAGAUAGUGAUGAUUGGAGUGAUGAGGGCAGUAGUAAGAAAGCGCCUGCCGCUCGCGGUGGAGGAGAUGACGACGAUGAAGACGUCCAAGAGCCAAAGAGUGACUUCCAAUCAGAGCUGGCAAGCAAGCUAGGCCUGGCCGCAGCAGCAGCACCGCGGAAAGCCAGCGGCGUCAAAGGGUCAGAGGACGAUGAAGAGGAUGAUGACGACGACGUGAGCCAAGCUAAGCCGAUGCGGAAAGCCUCCGUAAGGAAGUCUGGUGGUGGCCUUUUCGACGAUGAUGAUGAUGACGACGACGAAGGAGACUUGUACUCUGCCCCUGUUGAAAAGAAGAAAAAUAAGAAAAAGAAGGACGAACUGAUCCCAGCUGCGGCAGCGGAUACGGCGACCAAGAAGAAAAAGAAGAAGCAGGGCGGUGGACUAUUCGACGAUGACGACGACAACGAAGAAGAUGCUGGUGACAUCUUCUCAGCGCCGACAGCCAAGCCCACAGCUGAAGCUGCCACGAAAGCCGCUGCUCCCAAAGCGAAGAAGGCAGGUCUAUUCGGCGAUGACAAUGAUGACGAAGACGACGACAGCAAUGAUGAUCUCGCUAGCCAACUGGGCAAGGGAGGCAGUGAGCCAGCAGCUGCGCCAGCACCCGUAGCCACAGCUGCACCAGCGAAGAAAAAGCCAGCCGGUGCCGUCUCUAUGUUUGGCGGUGCUGAUUUGUUUGGCACUCAAAAGAGCACAUCAUCAGCAGAAGGCGCAGCUGAAGCAUCGCCAGUCAGCACAGGUGGCAAGAAGGCAGGCGGCGGAGGCCUUUUCGACGACGACGAUGACGACAUGUUUGCAGCACCUGCCCCGAAAGAUCCUGCCGUUACCGACAAGCCAGCUGCUUCUGCCCCGACGGCAGCCAAGCCCGCCAAGAAAGCUGGUCUCUUUGAUGAUGGUGGUGACGACGAUGAUGACUUCUUUGCGACUCCUGCGCCGAAAGCGAAAGCGGCUGCCCCUGCAUCCAGUGAUUUUGCAGACGCUGCACCUAAGGUGUUGGCAGCUACUAAAGCAGCAGAUCCAGCAACGACAGCCGUUACAGGCAAGCAGAAGCCAGCUGGAGGCGUACUGAGCAAACAAUCUGCCGGACCACUCGACGGCGGUGAUGACGACGAUGAUGAUAUGUUUGCCGCGGCCAAGCCAAAGAAGGCUGCUCCGGUCAGCAAAGCGGAACCAGCCAAGCCCGCCAAGAAAGCUGGGCUUUUCAGUGACGGUGGAGAUGAUGAGGACGACGACGAUUUCUUCGGAACACCUGCGCCAAAGUCUAAACCAGCCGCUACUCCAGCCGCCGCUCCUGCAGCAGGUGAUUCCGCAGGUGCUGCCCCCACGGCAGUUGAAGCCAGCCGAGCAGAACCAGCAGCGGCGACAGGCAAGAAGAAACCUGCUGGUGCAGUGUCCAUGUUCGGAGGCGCAGAUCCGUUUGCAGCCAAGAAGAGCGCUCCAGCUCGGGAGCCAGCAGAUGCACCUCCGACUAACACAUCCAGCAAGAAACCUGCUGGAUUGUUCGACGACGAUGACGACGACGAUAUGUUUGCUGCACCGAAAGCGAAAAGCACAGCCGCACCGGGCAAAGCAGUGUCAGCUGCCGUUUCCAAUUCUGCACCCGCCAGCAAACCCACAAAGGCUGGCGGUCUGUUCGAUGUAGGAGGUGAUGACGACGAUGAUGACGAUUUCUUCGCUGCUCCGCCGCCCAAGUCGAAGCCUGUGCCUACAGCACAAGCCUCUCCAUCCAGCACUGCCUCGAAGUCGACUGAAGAUCCGGAUCCCGUUGUCACAGACGAGCCAGCUCCAGCGAAGAAGAAACCGGCUGGUGGCGUGUCAAUGUUUGGUGGUGUUGCUGCAGAGCUGUCUUCUGGGAAGAAGAGACCGCCUGGUGCCGUGUCAAUGUUCGGUGGUGCCGAUCCUUUCGGUGCCAACAAGAGCUCUGCGUCGUCAGAAGACACAUUUGAUAAGCCGUCUCCCAGCCUGCCAAGCGAGAAAACUGGCAGUGGAGGUGGGUUGUUUGGUGGAGAUGACGACGACGACGACGACAACGACGAUAUGUUUGCUGCGCCGAAAGCAAAGUCGAAAGCGGCUACGCCUGAAGAUGAUCUUUUCUCGGCCCCAGUUUCAAAAUCGAGACUGAGUCAAAAGCAAAAGGACGCCAUCGCCAUUACAUUCAAAGAACCGGGCAAACCUUUGCCGCGGAAGCAAGAAGUGCCCACCGCUGCUUCAUUCGAUGAACCGGCCCUGGUCAAGACGCUAUCUUCGGCAACAAAGAGCCGUGCCCGUGGACCAAGUCGACGUCCACCACGUCGCCAGGCUUCUCGUCCAUCUCCGUCGGGUGAAGAGGACGAUUUGGAGAAGUCACUGGGUGUCGGCAUAGUGACCGGCUCUCCGAUCUCAACCAUAGCCAAACCCACCGCCAGUGUUGAUGAAGAUGAGGACUUGUUUGCUGCAGCCAGUACAAGCAACCCAUCCAGAGCACCGGCUGCCGCUGCACCAAAGAAGAAAGCUGCCGCUUCUGCUGCCGUUCCCGCCACUGCCGCCGCCAUUGAUGACGAUGACGACUUGUUUGCUGCAGUCGGCACGAGCAAGCCGUCCAAGACACCAGCUGCUGACGCAUCGGUAAAGAAGUCUGCCGCUAGUCCUGCUGCUGCGCCUGCUGCUGCUGCUGCUGCUGCUGCUGCUGCUGCUGCCGGCGUUGAUGAUGGUGACGAUGACGACCUGUUUGCCGCACCUAGCAAAAGCAAAGCACCCAAGAAAACGGCUGUGGUAUCAAAGAAGAAGGCUGCUGAAAGUCCUGUUGCGGCUGUCGCUGUUGCUGAUGACGACGACCUGUUUGCUGCGCCCAGUACCAGCAAGCCGUCCAAGAAACCAGCUGCGUCGUCUAAGAAGAAGGCUGCUGAAAGCCCCGUUGCCCCCGCCGCUGCCGAUAAUGAUGAUGACUUGUUCGCCGCGUCUACAAAGAGCAAGCCAUCCAAGACGCCGACAAGCUCAGGUCCGAAGGAUGCCGAGCUGUUCGGUGACAGUGGAGACAUAUUUGCUGACCUUCCUGCCAAGGAAGAGGCUGCCACCACCUCUGCUACGAAGAAGAAAAAGAAGAAGACGGGAGCUACGAAGAAGAAAAAGGCUGACACUGCUGCUGCUCCUGCUGCCACGGCAACGGAACCUGCUGCUGCCGCUGUUGCUCCCGUUGACGAUUUGUUCGGCUCACCACCUGCAUCUGCUGCUGCUGCCGCUACUGCAGCUCCUGUUGAUGAUCUGUUUGGUUCACCAUCCGCUACUGCUGCGCCGUCAGCGACUGAAGCAAGUGCUUCUGCUGCCGCUACAGCUGCUGAUGCUGGGGAUGAGACAGCAGCGACAAAGAAGAAAACCAAAAAGAAGACGGCUGGUAAGAAGAAGAAAUCUGCGGCCGCUGCUGCUGCAGACAUCUUCGAUACCGGUGCCAGUAUUUUUGACGAUCCGUUAGCUGGAGCUGCGAAUGAUGACAUCUUUGCUUGAUGUGUGUGUUUGGGUGCGUGUACGCGCACCUGUGUGCCUUUUUGUGUUUUCUCUUCCGCUUACGUUCUAUCUUGUCCUUUGCUCGUUGUCAUCCACUGUGUACAUGUCGGUACGUGUACUCGUUACAUGUACUUCAACUACAUGUACAUGUGUAUACACAAGAGUGUUGAUGGCUUUGCCGACUUUGUCAUUUCCUUGCAGUCCGUCCCCGUGCUAUUCGCUUUUACAUUGAUUUUCUGUUUUUUUUUCUUUCUGCUGUUGCUGCUGGUCAGCUCAGACUUAUCUUUCAUAGAAUUAUUGCUGUUUCAUAUAGAGCCGCCAAACACACACACACGCUCACACUCAUCAGUCUUUCAUAUCUCCUAGAGUUUAUGUUGUUGUUUUUUUAAUAAAUAUUUGAUGUGACCUGGUGCAAAACGUUUCCUCGGUGUUCGUUGUUAUUUUUUGUUCCUUUAGGUUAUUUUUUACCAGAGAUUUGCUGUGAACGUAUUUACGCACCUGAAAUGCUGUGUGCUGUAUAGCAUGGCCCCUGCCGUGCGUUAUGCUCCUUCCCCGUGUUGUUUGUGCAGCUCUGACUGAGUAUUUUCAGUGCCCGGAGUGUUCUGUCGCUGGCAGAUCUGACCAUGUACCACUAUAAAAUUAAUAAUGUUUUCGA
This is a messenger RNA of Sycon ciliatum, 5395 nucleotides long. Its product is annotated as WASH complex subunit 2-like. The record is from RefSeq and is a predicted model, not a curated record. The transcript has 2 exons. The coding region runs from base 145 to 4740 and encodes 1531 amino acids. Lineage: Eukaryota; Metazoa; Porifera; Calcarea; Leucosolenida; Sycettidae.